AUGGAGCUGGGUAGAAAGCGUCCUCCGCCUUUCAAAUUGAGAUCCCUUCUAUCUACGCCGUUCAAAUUGCGGUUGAAUUUAUCAAUAGAAAGUGAGACAAGAAGGUUCUUCCGGGCCUCGUCGUCAAACACCUCCCGAGCGGCACGACUGUCGCCGGCUUCAUAUUAUCUUUUCAGUGCCCCGUUAGACGGUUGCGAAGGGCUCCUUCCCCGGGGCCGUCCUGAAAGAUACGCCAGACCUACCCCUUGA
This is a messenger RNA of Colletotrichum truncatum, 249 nucleotides long. RefSeq lists its product as uncharacterized. Lineage: Eukaryota; Fungi; Ascomycota; Sordariomycetes; Glomerellales; Glomerellaceae. The record is from RefSeq and is a predicted model, not a curated record.